AAUUUACGAAAUAUCGUGACCAGGAAGUACUUUUUUAGUGUUGCUGACGAGACGCUGAUUUUUGCGCCGUUGUUUUUGUCCAAAAACGAACAUAGCGAAAGACAGAAAAUUAGACUGCACCCCUUCCCUCCAUCUAUCAAGAUGGAGAACUUGAUUAAUGAACACCAAAGCCGCAAUGAUCCAGAGAACAAGGCAAUUAACACUGAUUCACCUGAAAUAAAGAUUGAAAUAGAUGAGGUGCGCAUUGAGUACACUCAACAGAUGAACACACUGGAAGAAGAGAAUCUAAGUGAUCAGCCAGCAAACCAAGCAGACAGUUCUGAUUUAUCACAGGAGGAUUCUGAGUCUGAUUCAGAGUCUUUCUCUUGUACACAGUGUGACAAGAGCUUCCGUACCACCUUACAUUUGAAAAAACACCAGAUUAGGCACACUGAUAAAACCCUACACUAUUGCAUAACUUGUGAGAAGAGCUUCCCUUAUGCAUCGCUCUUAAAGCAGCACCUAACAAUGCAUGAUGCUGACAGAACAUACUGUUGCACAAAAUGCGAAAAGAGCUUCCGAUCUGCACCGUGCCUAAGGAAGCACCUGACAACGCACGGUGAGAAGAAUCACGGUUGCACCGAGUGCGAUAGGAAAUUCUGUUCAGCAUCUCGCUUAAAAAGGCACAUGACAACACAUAGCGGGGAAAGACCACAUGUUUGCACCGCCUGUGGGAAGAGUUUUACCCGACCAGAGAGCUUAAAGAAUCAUCAGCUAAAUCACCAAGGGGAGAAGCUGCACACCUGCCACGACUGUGGAAAGAGCUACAGUGUGCUGAAGUUCCUUAAAGAACAUAUGAAAGUCCACGAGGGUCCCCACAUCUGCUCUCAGUGUGGGAAGAGCUACACACUCCUCUACAACUUGAAAAUGCAUAUGUCAGCAGCGCAUGGAGAGGAAAAAGCAUUGCCCUGCUCUGAAUGUGGGAAAAGUUUUGUUUCAGAGUACCGUCUGCGAAAGCAUCAGAAGCAAGUACACAGAACAGCCUUCCCCUGCCCUGAAUGUGGGCGAAGCUUCUCCACACUGUCCAUAUUGCAAGAGCAUCAGUCAAACCAUACUGGUAUCAAACCGCAUUCUUGUGAGGAGUGUGGGAAGAGCUUUGGCCUUCUGGAUGGUCUUCAGAGGCACCAGUACACACACAGGCCCAAACCAGAAAAAUCCUGCCUCUGUGAGGAGUGUGGGAAAAGCUUUCUUAACCUCACCCAACUGGCCAGACAUAAACAAGUUCAUUCCAAUGUUAAGUCCCACACUUGUGAGGAGUGUGGUAAAAAAUUCAAACAGAUCGGAGGUUUGAGAAUACACCGCCGCACUCACACAGGGGAGACACCGUUCUCUUGCAAAGAGUGCAGUAAAACAUUUACGCAGGCCAGCUCCUUGAAGGUUCAUAUGUUAACCCACACAGGAGAGAGGUCAUUCUCGUGUAAGGAGUGUGGCAAGACAUUCAACAUCGCAAAGACAUUACGGCUUCAUAUGCGCAUUCACACAGGAGAGAAACCACAUAAAUGCCCUGAUUGUGGGAAGGGAUACCAUCAUGCUCAAGGACUCAGAAUGCACCUGCUAUUUCACAAGGGUGAACGACGGCACACAUGUACUUACUGUGACAAGAGUUUCUUUCUGCCAGGACAUUUAAGAGCACACAUCCGACUACACACUGGAGAGAAACCUUACCUCUGCUCUAAUUGUGGGAAGAGCUUCAAUCGUGCUUGGAAUUUAAAGCAACACAAGAAAAUAUGUCAGUGAUUCAUUUCACCACAAACUGAACUUUCCACAGCAUGUUAUUGUGGGGCUCCUUUUUUGUAAUAUUCUGCCUAUGAUACAUUGUGCUCUAUGCCAAACUAGUCUAAUAAUACAUUAAAUAAAGGUGGUGACUUAU
Messenger RNA from Oncorhynchus nerka (sockeye salmon), 1909 nucleotides. Its product is annotated as oocyte zinc finger protein XlCOF6-like. The record is from RefSeq and is a predicted model, not a curated record. Lineage: Eukaryota; Metazoa; Chordata; Actinopteri; Salmoniformes; Salmonidae. Gene Ontology annotation, molecular function: RNA polymerase II cis-regulatory region sequence-specific DNA binding; DNA-binding transcription repressor activity, RNA polymerase II-specific. The transcript has 2 exons. Gene Ontology annotation, biological process: regulation of transcription by RNA polymerase II. Gene Ontology annotation, cellular component: nucleoplasm. The coding region runs from base 142 to 1776 and encodes 544 amino acids.